AUGGCUGGUCACGCUAAAGUGGUGUUAGUUCUUCUGCUCGCUGUGGCAGCAACAGCUUUUGGAAGUUGUUCUAGAUGUCCAGGUGGCUGGUCUUACUUUAAUGGACGUUGCUUCAAAUUUCAGGCUAUCAAACGGGAUUGGGCUUCUGCUGAGAGAUUCUGCCUGAAUCUCGGUGCACACUUGAUCUCAAUACACCAUGAGGCAGAAUAUCAGCAUGCCAAGUCCAUUAUUCGUGCUCAAGGCUAUGGCGAUACUCCAACAUGGAUUGGCCUUUCUAGCUGUGAGAAGGGAUUGAACUGGUUCUGGUCUGAUGGCACACAAGUGACUUUUACCAAGUGGAAUCCAGGUGAACCAAAUUCUCUACCAAGGGAAUGCUGUGUGCAUAUGAACUGGCGUCAUCGCUCUGGCAUUAAGAACUGGAAUGACAUUCCAUGUAAUCGUGCCUAUUCCUUCAUGUGUGCCAGGAGGAGUCAGUGAAAUGCUUUCAGCUGCAUCUCCCCAACAAUAACUCUGUAACUCUGUGGCAUUUUCUUAUAAUUUCAGCAAAUUAAAAAAGCUAA
Clarias gariepinus (North African catfish) is the source of this 560-nucleotide messenger RNA. Its product is annotated as ladderlectin-like. Lineage: Eukaryota; Metazoa; Chordata; Actinopteri; Siluriformes; Clariidae. The transcript is spliced from 5 exons. The record is from RefSeq and is a predicted model, not a curated record. Gene Ontology annotation, molecular function: signaling receptor activity. Bases 1 to 477 code for a protein of 158 amino acids.